AUGAAUUCUUUGGCUGCUGGAAAGGUCAUCUCCGGGAACACUAAAUCGAACAUACUGAAAUGUACCAGACGCUAUUCGAACCAUUCAGCAAGCACUGGAAAUGGAAACGGUGCACAUCUCGCGAGAGCCGAGGACACUGAAACACAAAGAGACUUCAUCGUCAACGUCUUGAAUGUCACGCCUACGAGGCGAGAUGCUAAGCAAUAUCUCGCUCGGUUUGAGGUCAAAUCAAAAAUCGCCUCUCAGGAUGAACGAAAUGCUCGCCAUCGUCGGGAUCAGGACCGGGUGGACCGUAUGGGAGUGAAUCUAGGUGGGCUUUACGCUCCCGCUCGAGCGAUUGCCAAUACGCCUCAAUUUACGCAACAAGAAGCUGUCAAAGAGCAGACCGCGACAGUGCCCGAGCAGCAACUUCACAUCGCUCUGGUGUGUCUGAGAGCAGCGGAUGGGAUCGAUGAUGAGACAUUGGAUGGUCUGGCAGUGACCCUUUCACAACUGGUCAAGCUCGAUAUGAGAAUCGUUCUUGUGCUGGCUUCGGACAACCCGAUGGAUGAGUUCAUCAAGAUUAACCGCACGCCCGUCGACAUUAAACCAAUUCGAAAUGCAUUCGCCAAACAGGCAAGUAGAAUAUGCGAUGCUCUCGAACGACACAGUCCCAAGGGAGGUCGUUCGGUGCCCAAUGCUCUUGAGCAGGUUCAUGAGGGCGAAGAUCUUGGAGUUGCGAUACCAGAACUCAUAGCAGACCCUUUGCAAAGGGGCAUUAUUCCGAUCGUCCCCUCGAUGGCUUACACUCUCUCUGGCAAAUUGCUACCAGUUCCAACCUCAGAAGUCAUGACCGGUCUGACCAAAUUUCUCUCUGGAUUGGACAAUGUAAGCGGAAAGCAGAAGGCCGCACCUUCUCCAGAAACGGCAUCACUGGAUCGCAUCAUCAUACUCGAUGCGAUUGGAGGAAUACCCAGCAAAGACCGGGGAGACGGCGCCCACGUCUUUAUCAAUCUCCAACAAGAAUUCGACAAAAUCUCCCAAGAACUGUCAGAGUACGCCGCACGAAAGAAUAACGGCACAGCGUCCCGACUUACCGUCUACGACCAGCACCGUGCCAACAUGGACCUCAUUCGCCGCUGCCUUACCCUGCUCCCUACAUCCUCCUCCGCUCUAAUCGUCACUCCCAACGAAGCAGCCUCCGCUUCCCGGCGCUCCACAGCCCCCACCCUCGGUGCCGGCACCCGCCGUCAAAAGAAUCCUCUAAUCCACAACCUCCUCACCAACAAGCCUCUCAUCUCCUCCUCCCUCCCUGUCUCCCGUUUCACCCAGCACUCGCCUUCCACCCCGACCCGAGCUCAACUCUCCACCGUCCUCCGCCUCGGCAUGCCUUUGACUAUCGUUCCUCCGCCACCCUCACCCUUGGGCUGGCAACUUCCUUUGCCAUCGGGAACCACUUCUCUCGACCUUACUACCGAUCCUCGCAUCGACCUCCCUCGCCUUAUCCACCUCAUCGAAGACUCCUUUCGCCGGAAACUGAAUGUCCCUCAUUACCUCUCCCGCAUCUCCAGCCGCCUCGCAGGCCUGAUCAUCGCAGGGCAGUACGAAGGUGCCGCGAUCCUGACCUGGGAGAUGCCACCCGGCGUCAACGAUCCAUCUCGGCUGGUGCCGUACCUGGACAAAUUCGCCGUAUUGCAGACUUCACAGGGUAGUAGCGGCGUGGCGGAUAUCGUGUUCCAAGCGAUGGUCCGGUCCGGCUUCCCCAAAGGAGUGUGCUGGAGAAGUCGAGUGGGUAAUCCGGUGAACAAAUGGUAUUUUGAGCGAGCGGAGGGGAGUUGGAGGGUGGAGGGAACGGAGUGGGUCAUGUUUUGGACUGGUAAAGGUGUGGUUGAAGACCAACAGAGGUGGGACGACUAUGUUGCUGUGUGCAGGAGUAUACCUGCUAGCCUUGAGCCAGUCAGGAAAUGAGUUGAGCUGCUGGGAUUUUGUGUAUGAGAACGUUGGAGAAGACGCGGAGGCGGAGCCUUGACUGGAACCGCACGAGUUUUGAAGCGACUUCGUCCCGGAGUUGGGGAUCUGGGACAGAUGGAAUCGUGGCAAGGAUGCACGAGGAGACGUGCGUCGCUUUGGACUGACUUCAAGAGCGGCGGCCAUGUCUUCAAGACUGUGCUGAACACGCAUGUAACUGAGAGUCUGGUCUCCAGAGCUCAGUCUGUGCCAAUCGUCCGAGGAGCAGAAACGAACCAGCAUUCUCGCGCGCCGGAGGGUUCUCCGAGCAGACGGCUCAGCUUGUUCGUAAAGGGGCCAGCUCAGUCGCAAUGCGUACUUCCUAAAUCCGGGGCAUCAGUACUCUUGCUGAGCUCAUCAUAGCUCGGACGCCGGUGGCAGAAGGAUUCGCCGAGUCGUCAAGCUGACAAAUCGAGCAGUCUUGGAGCAGGACGAAGGGGACGACCAAUCGAAACAUAUAUAUUAGAUGAGAUCAACGCAAU
This is a messenger RNA of Zymoseptoria tritici IPO323, 2468 nucleotides long. RefSeq lists its product as uncharacterized. The record is from RefSeq and is a predicted model, not a curated record. Lineage: Eukaryota; Fungi; Ascomycota; Dothideomycetes; Mycosphaerellales; Mycosphaerellaceae. Gene Ontology annotation, cellular component: mitochondrial matrix. Gene Ontology annotation, biological process: L-arginine biosynthetic process. Bases 1 to 1947 code for a protein of 648 amino acids. Gene Ontology annotation, molecular function: L-glutamate N-acetyltransferase activity, acting on acetyl-CoA as donor; arginine binding. The transcript has a single exon.